AUGGGUCUCCGAUUAAAAUUACGAAAGACAUUCUCCUCGUCUCAUAAGAAGACCAGAGACGAUAUACACAUACCUCCACCAGGCGAGACAUACUACACCGACCGCACAGAUAUAGAGUACUACAAGCCCCAUGAAAUCCCGCGGUCCAAGUACAGAGGCAAGGUCGAUCCCGAGCAUCAAGCCAGCCUUGCCGCUUUCAGCCUCGUCGACGCCUUCACGUCAGCCAGGCGGAGAUCAAGUCUCGCGCUGUCGGGAUCGUUCAGCCCCCGUGGCACCAAAUCACAAAGUCGAGCCACGAGCAGAGCACCAAGUCGAAUCCACAGCAGGGCACCGAGCAGGAUCCAGAGUAGAAUACACAGCAGAGCACCCAGCCGACGACCCUCACAUUCCGGGCUACGUACCGAAACUCACCUGGAGAGCCUGAGCUCCAGCGGAAGCACGUCCAGGGAGAAGAGCCUCAGCGCUAGCACGGCCCUGGACGUCGAGACUGCCAGUACAAGCAUAUUCGAUCACUCCACCGCCGUGUCCUCUGCUCCUGCAGAACGGGAUAUCAAGUACGGCGCACGCGCCGCGGGCUUGACGCAACACGAUAGCGGAAUAGCGAUGGACAUCCCCGAUAUUGUUCUGUCAAAACAGAUAACCGUACACGACACCCCUUUUACCGCGGAGGAACUGGAGCAAGCAAUGACGAGAGCGACUUUGAAGUCUCGAGAUUUCAGAAACGACGACGAGCCAAUGAUGAUGCAGAUGGGCCGACGGAGUGCGAUUGCGGCUUGA
This is a messenger RNA of Exophiala spinifera, 777 nucleotides long. RefSeq lists its product as uncharacterized. Bases 1 to 777 code for a protein of 258 amino acids. The record is from RefSeq and is a predicted model, not a curated record. The transcript is spliced from 2 exons. NCBI's taxonomy places the organism in Eukaryota, Fungi, Ascomycota, Eurotiomycetes, Chaetothyriales, Herpotrichiellaceae.